Molecule: messenger RNA, 1203 nt
Organism: Cyanidioschyzon merolae strain 10D
Lineage: Eukaryota; Rhodophyta; Bangiophyceae; Cyanidiales; Cyanidiaceae
Exons: 1
Coding region: 1-1203 (400 amino acids)
Source: RefSeq, a predicted model, not a curated record
AUGACUAAAGGCCUAAAACCGAGCUUGAUCGUUGCGCAAGCCGCUGAACCAACCCCAACCUCACCGUCUGCAACGGCACCAACGGAACCUCAUAAGAGCGAGACGCUGCCGCUUUCUCGUAGACGAGCAGACUCCUGGAACACGUUUCUGCGACGUCGCUUUCAUCCAAACCACAACGAAAGCACUGUUCACUGGGCGUACUCGGGUGAGCUAUUCAACCUGAGCUCGGGUGCUUUGAUCGCCCGCGUGGAGGGUUUCGAAACGAGUCGCGUGCUCGCUGCGUCACAGUCGCCCUUGGUGACUGCUGCUCGCUCUGGUGCAACGGCACCGCUUGCCUCCCAGACGGUUCUCUGUCGAAAGCUGUUCGCUUUUAGACCAGUGCGAACAAGUCGCACGCUUGGUGCCGCGGGAAACGACUUGCAGCGUAUCGACGAUACCGACCACAUCCACGCAGUCAAGUGGUGUCGCGAGGGCGCUGCAUUCCUGCUGGCCUACCCUUAUCAGGUUUUGACGUUUGUGCACGAUGCAAGUGGCACGUUCAAACUGGUUGCCGAGCAAGGCGACAGUAGCGGUAACGCGAGGCAGCUGGUAGCCAGCCUCACGCCCGAGUCGGACUCGACGCGUUUUGAACGGUCUAGGAAACAGCGCAUCGACUCGCGGGCAACGGCUUGGCCGUCCACGCGUCCACUUGCGUCCGAGAAUACCCUGCGACUAUCGCUUUACGUUCGACCUCUGACAAGAUCGCGCACCCCGUUUGCUAGCGGUGCAUUUGAACUCUAUGAGAUCCAUCCAGCGGAGCCGCCCAGCGUACCAGCCUGGAAGCGCGUGCUGCGGUUGCCCUCUCCCUGGUGGUGGAUGCGCUCCUGGCACAAAGUCGCAGCAGAACAGGUGCAGAAGCAGUCAAAUCUAGAUUGGGCGGAUGACAGAGCCGAUGCUGCCGCAUCCAUGGAGCAUAUCAAGGUCGGUGACUGCCCGUCCUGGGCCGGAUUAGGUGUUCAUAACAAAUGUCUCUUGCUGCUGCGCGGAAGAAGAGUCGAUGCGCAAGCCGCGAAGCACUCCAUAUUAUCCCCGAUUCUACGGGGCAUUCUGGAGCGCAAUCCUUUGUACUGGCAAGCGCCUGCAGAUCUCGCAGAAAUAGGGACACUCCAAGCGCAACAGCACGGACUGGCUAGGAAGGCAUCCCGCCGCCCUGCUCCCCGAUGA